AUGUUCUGCUGCACUGUCUACCUGCAUACUACGCCGGGCGGCCCUGUCAAUGCGAGCUGUCCGCUUCCGUUCGUUUGCGUCAGCGAGUCAGCCACACGAUUACGAUAUCUCGACAACCCGUCCACCUCUACGACGAAUCAGGCCUGCGACGACGCCCAGCACGCAAUUCACGACGCCUCGAACACCGCCUUGCUCUGCCGCCCGUUGCGAUUGCACCCUUGCGCCUCGCAUUCCAUCGGUCAUCUGCCUGUCAAGCGCGAUUCGCCGUGGCGACGGAAAAGACAAAGAACGAGACGACUGCAAGCCCGAGACGCUUUCGAAGCUCGCCCGCCGUGCGCUCCCGCCGUCCUCGUUCCGUCCGCCCGCACGAGGCAGGCUGCUGGAGGUAGCUGUGAUCUUGGCGUGGCGUCUGCCAUGUGGCGAGACCGUACCAACCUCUACAUCUCCUACCGCCAGUCCUACGCACACCACCCGAAGAAGCGGACGCGGUACUAUGGCGGGCUCACCGGCGACUCCGUGGGCGCGGCCGCCAGCAGCGCUCUCGACGAAGACCGGCGCGGCCUGCUCUCGGGUCCCGAUCCGUUCUACGACCAUGCCGACGAGACGAUUAACGCGGCCGGUGACGCCGUGAUCGAGAUGGACCUGCUCCCGCCGCGCUGGGCUGAUAUCUCGGACGAGGUGACCGAGAUCCUCGGCGACGUCGCCCGUCAGAGCCAACAGCUCGACCGGCUGCACCAGAAACACGUGCUGCCCGGCUUCAACGAGGACGAGGCGGCCAAGCGGGCCGAGGAGGGCGAGAUCGAACGUCUGACCCAGGCCAUCACGCGCGGCUUCCACGACUGCCACCGCUGCAUCCAGCGCAUCGACCAGAUGGUGCGCGAGUCCAAGGGCCAGGGCAGCCUGUCGCGGGCCGACGAGACCAUGGCCAAGAACGUGCAGAUCUCACUGGCCACGCGGAUCCAGGAGGCCAGUGCCACCUUUCGCAAGAAGCAGAGCACGUAUUUGAGGAAACUCAAAGGCGUCUCCGGAGGUCCCGCAUUGGCCAUGGCCGGAAUCAGCUCCAACUACGCUGCCGACCCGUCACUCCUCGAGUCCGACGCCGACCGGUCCUUCUCGCAGCUAGCACUGCAGGAAGCCUCGUCUUCGCAGCCGCAGCAGCGCCAGCAGCAAAUACAGAAAAUGCAACGCCAGUCCAACGAUGCCGUCAUCGCACAGCGCGAGCGUGAGAUCGGCGACAUCGCCCAGGGCAUCAUCGACCUGGCCGACCUGUUCCGGGACCUGCAGACCAUGGUCAUCGACCAGGGCACGAUGCUGGACCGCAUCGACUACAACGUCGAGCGCAUGAACACCGACGUCAAGGCGGCCGACCGCGAGCUCGUCGUGGCCUCGGGCUACCAGCGCAAGACCACCAAGCGCAAGAUCAUGCUGCUGCUGCUGCUCAUCAUCGUCGGGCUCUUCAUCCUGCUGCUGAUCAAGCCAAAGCGGCAUAGAGGCGGCGGCGGUGAUGGUGGUGGCUCUGAAGCUGCUAAACAAGUGCCUGGAAAUGUCGACAGCGGCGGCGAAGAAGCAGAGCAAGACUCCCCUUUCCUAAUGUCGUUCUUGUCAUAG
Messenger RNA from Grosmannia clavigera kw1407, 1608 nucleotides. RefSeq names its product snare complex subunit. Gene Ontology annotation, molecular function: SNARE binding; SNAP receptor activity. The transcript is spliced from 3 exons. Bases 1 to 1608 code for a protein of 535 amino acids. Gene Ontology annotation, cellular component: membrane; SNARE complex; endomembrane system. Gene Ontology annotation, biological process: vesicle-mediated transport; intracellular protein transport; vesicle fusion. The record is from RefSeq and is a predicted model, not a curated record. Lineage: Eukaryota; Fungi; Ascomycota; Sordariomycetes; Ophiostomatales; Ophiostomataceae.